This is a messenger RNA of Daphnia carinata, 2251 nucleotides long. Its product is annotated as protein tipE-like. Gene Ontology annotation, molecular function: sodium channel regulator activity. The record is from RefSeq and is a predicted model, not a curated record. NCBI's taxonomy places the organism in Eukaryota, Metazoa, Arthropoda, Branchiopoda, Diplostraca, Daphniidae. Gene Ontology annotation, biological process: regulation of sodium ion transport.
CUCUUUUAGUUGUACAGUUCAGCAGCGUAACGUGAUGGUAUGCCGGACAAAUGGAUCCAGCUGUGACUGCCUGGUCAGAGUAGCGUGAACGUAGUCGGAUACGCGUGCGACACGAGCCAUAAUGACAUGUCACGUUAGGAAAAAGCCAGUCGGCAAGACAACGAAGAUGCGAUAAAGGGCAGAGAAAAUGAGGUUAGAUCAAGAGGAGGAGCUGUUGCAUCCGAAAAAAGCCGUUGCCAUAUCGACAGGAGGCUAUUGGUAGCCUCGUUUAUGUAUGUACUCGUGUUUCUAUAUCCAGUAAGUAGUGGCUGUGUGUACGGCUAGUACGACAACAACGACUGUCCACAUGUUCGAACACAUUGGCGACUUAUUGGAAAUCUAUAGAAGGUGGGAAGAAGCUUGUGACAAGAAGAGGAAAAACCAUUGAAUUAUUCAGUCAGUCUGCCCGUAUACGUAUAGACAGUAGGUUUCAUCUUGUGCAUCGCGGGUUCCGGAAUAAUGGACAUGGCUGGAAUUGGUAUUAGCAGAGUACUACACUCUCUACCGUUGUGUGUCGACUGGCAGAAAUAUAGCCCAGUUGACAUGGCCGACUUCAGCGGGACGGAAGUGGUGAGCGGCGCAGGAGUAACAUCACCGUGUUCAUCACCACAUCAUCACCUUCUUUCUCCUAGUAUUCCUUCGAGGAUGUCGUUAUUAUCACCAGCCGUGUCACAAUCUCAACAUACACUUUCCGCUUCUCACGAAGGAUCGGUCAUGUCCGGAAGAGCUCCACGAUUGCCGCCGAACGGCAGUUUCCGCAAAACAGGUCCAUCGGCGAAUAAGCCGCAAACAGAAGUGGUUUCGACAACCGUUCCUACGCUCGAUCCCGUCCAUCGCCAAAAGAUCAUGCAACUCCGCCUUCAAGCGGCAAAAGCAUCGAUGAAAAGACAGAGCUCUCUACGGCGAGAGAACAUUCAUCGGCUCGCGUUCUGGCUAUUGAGGACGACAUUGUGGCUAGCCGGAAUCUUCAGCUUGACUGUACUCAUUAUCGCUUUCCCGCUGGCUGUCGAUCCGGCCUUGGAAUCCAUUUGGAGGACGUUUGGUUCCAAACCAGUCAUCUGUCUCACUACUGACAUACAGAUUCAUCAUUCAAGGAAUCCCGAUGGUUCAGUUAAAGGCAACGAUGCUUGCACGUGGACGUCAUGUCGUCAAGGAUGUACAGGUGAGCUUUUUAGAUGCGUUCAGCUCUUUGCUAAUAUUAGCAGAUUGCCGUGGGAGGUACUUGAAUCGGCCAACACGAGCCGCUGGAUUCGAUUGGAUACACCUGAAAUGGAGCUGGCCAGUCGGUUGAAAAGAUCUACCAACUGGGCCGUCAGCUGGGCAACUCAAAAUAAACAUCUUUUCAACAAAAGUUCAUCCAAUCGAUCGGACAAUCCGCUGUUUGAAUUGCAGCGUGACCAUUCACGACGUCAGUACGUUCAGCUGAUGGAUGAACUUAGAAGCCAGCAGCUCGUUGAUGAAAGAAACAACACCGAUCUGCCGUCCUUGUUUGAAGCUGUCAAUGUCCGUCUUAUGGUCAACGUUCGCGGUUGCGGUUACACGGUCGACUGCGCCGAGUUUCAUCGAACUGCUGGCGUCAUUGGAUCGUUGAUACCUUGCCACUUGAGCAGCCGCGGUGAUGUGACAGUGGCCGUCAUAGACCACAACCCGGAACAGGAUCGAAAUAUUAUUCUUUUUCUGUUUACCGUACCAGCCAGUAUUUUUUGCUCGUCCGUCUUCCUCCUUUGCUGUAUCCAUUACCAGUGUUGCCGUCCUCAACUCGCAGGUCUCAUUGCCGACCGUUCGUCCGCCGAAUAUUCAGUUGCUCGACUCAUCAUCAACAGUGGCAUUCAAUUUCGGCCGAGUAGCAGCGAAGAAGCACAGACCACGGUGGCGCCAGUGGAGGAGACGGGUAACUCGGCAGUAGCUACCCAGCAACUGGAUCAUCAGCCCACAUAAUAAUAACUCAUAUUCUAUUUUUAGUCUUGCAUUAAAGCACCACCAUUUAGGAUUUUGACAUCUAGUCGUGUUACCCGUCAAACAAUAAUGUACAAAACUUCCUGCUGACGUAGAUGUCCAUUUUUUGCGUCCACAUUAUGGCUGCCAUGGCCUCUUCAUUACGUCAGCAUAGCCGUUUCAGGCUCACGCCCCUAGCUCAAUUAUUUGAACGGGCGGCGGCCGUAGCAAUUGUGGAAAGUAUUCUUGAAGGCCAAUUACAUGUUGAUCUAUUUGA